Pteronotus mesoamericanus is the source of this 2199-nucleotide messenger RNA. RefSeq names its product DDB1 and CUL4 associated factor 15 (gene DCAF15). Gene Ontology annotation, cellular component: Cul4-RING E3 ubiquitin ligase complex. Lineage: Eukaryota; Metazoa; Chordata; Mammalia; Chiroptera; Mormoopidae. The record is from RefSeq and is a predicted model, not a curated record. Bases 1 to 1809 code for a protein of 602 amino acids. Gene Ontology annotation, biological process: protein ubiquitination. The transcript has 13 exons.
AUGAAAAUGGCGCCCAGCUCGAAAUCGGAGCGGAACAGCGGGGCUGGGAGCGGCGGUGGCGGCCCCGGGGGCGCCGGGGGGAAGCGGGCAGCGGGGCGUCGGCGGGAGCACGUCCUCAAGCAGUUGGAGCGGGUCAAGAUCAGUGGGCAGCUCUCUCCUCGCCUCUUCCGGAAGCUGCCGCCCAGGGUCUGUGUUUCUCUUAAGAGCAUCGUGGAUGAGGACUUCCUCUAUGCAGGGCAUAUCUUCCUGGGCUUUUCCAAGUGCGGCCGGUACGUUCUCUCCUACACCAGCAGCAGUGGGGACGACGACUUCUCCUUCUACAUCUACCACCUGUACUGGUGGGAGUUCAACGUCCACAGCAAGCUCAAGCUGGUCCGGCAGGUGCGGCUCUUCCAGGAUGAGGAGAUCUACAGUGAUCUUUACCUGACUGUGUGUGAGUGGCCCAGCGAUGCAUCCAAGGUCAUCGUCUUUGGCUUCAACACCCGUUCAGCCAAUGGGAUGCUUAUGAACAUGAUGAUGAUGAGUGACGAGAACCACCGCGACAUCUACAUCAGCACGGUGGCUGUGCCACCACCAGGCCGCUGUGCCGCCUGCCGGGAAGCCAGCCGGGCCCAUCCAGGUGACCCUAGCGCACAGUGCCUGCGACAUGGCUUCAUGCUGCACACCAAGUACCAGGUGGUGUACCCCUUCCCCACUUUCCAGCCCGCCUUCCAGCUCAAGAAGGACCAGGUGGUACUGCUCAACACCAGCUACUCCCUGGUGGCUUGCGCUGUCUCGGUCCACUCGGCAGGCGAUAGCAGCUUCUGCCAAAUCCUGUAUGACCAUACCACCUGUCCCCCAGUGCCGCCCAGUGCCCCUGGGCCCCAGAGCCUAGAAGUGCCCCCAGCACUCCCCAACCUCUGCCCGGAGGUGGCCCCAGCCCAUCCAUUUGGGGUCCCUGAUUCCUCACCCGCCAUCGCCAAAGCCAAGGAGUUUGUAGCCGACAUCUUCCGCAGGGCCAAAGAGGCCAAGGGUGGGACCUCAGAGGAAGCCCGGCCACCCUCUUGCACAGGGCCUUCAGGCAGCUGCUGCCGCCCAUCCUCUGAGCCUCUAGCCCCAGGUGGAGAGGUCGCACCCCGGGACAGCCCCCCUGCAGCAGAGGAGCCAGUCCCUGAACCUGGCUAUGUCAACUACACUAAGCUGUAUUACGUGCUAGGGUCUGGCGAAGGGACAGAGCCAGAGGAUGAGUUCGAGGAUGACAAGAUCUCCCUGCCCUUUGUGGUGACUGAUCUCCGUGGCCGCAGUCUGAGGCCCAUGCGGGAGCGAGCUGCUGUUCAGGGUCAGUACCUGACAGUGGAGCAGCUCACGCUGGACUUUGAGUAUGUCAUCAAUGAGGUCAUCCGCCAUGACGCCACCUGGGGCCACCAGUUCUGUUCCUUCAGUGACUAUGACAUCGUCAUCCUAGAGGUCUGCCCAGAAACCAACCAGGUCCUGAUCAACAUUGGCCUGCUGCUUCUGGCGUUCCCAUCCCCCACUGAGGAGGGCCAGCUCCGACCAAAGACCUAUCACACCAGCCUCAAGGUGGCAUGGGACCUCAAUACAGGCAUCUUCGUGACAGUCAAUGUGGGUGACCUCACUGAGGUCAAAGGGCAGACCAGCGGCAGUGUCUGGAGCUCAUACCGCAAGAGCUGUGUGGACAUGGUCAUGAAGUGGCUGGUGCCCGAGAGCAGCGGCCGCUACGUCAACAGGAUGACUAACGAGGCACUGCACAAAGGGUGCUCACUGAAGGUUCUGGCAGACAGCGAGCGAUACACAUGGAUUGUGCUGUGAGGGUCUGGCUGUCCUGGACACUGACUCCAACUACCUCCGUGGCCUGGGAGCUGGCCGCCUUCCUGGCAGCCUCUUGGCUGGCCGGCCGCCCAACGACCGCCACUAGUGUUAGGCUGUGGGAAGAGGGCUGGGCAGAGCAGCCCCUGGUGGCCUGAGAGUCUGGAUGCUUCUUAUUUAUGCCUAUUUAAGUUGGGAAGGGGCAGAGGGAGGGAGUCCCCUGUCCCACCAGCCUUCAGUGCCCACCUUCAUCCUGAACUGGGCAUGGCCAUUGCUCCUUGUGUAUUUCCCCUUCCCAGGCAGCAGGUGUGGACAUUGCCCCCUGGGAGGCUGAAUAGACCCUGAUUCCUGCCCCAGCCUCCCCACCUGAGGUGGCAACAUCAUUGCCGCCCC